AACGCCAUCUUUUUUCGUAUAAAUCACCCGACCAAUGUGUUAAAAAAUUUUCUGUCAAAGUCGAUAAUAUAUUUCGCGAUCAACGAUUUGCCGAUAAUUGGACGGUACGCGCUCGAUGCAAAACCCUAGGCACUAUGCAAUAUCAACUGGCAGGCGUCUGCUCUGCGCAGUGCGCUUGAGAAUCGGCUUUGGUUCUGCCACCGAAGAACGUUGCGUCCAUCGUGCUGCAAUUCACUACUCGCGUAAUAAAAAACAUGAAACGAAUGUUUCGGCGCUGUUUAAGCCGGUCCAGGUCCAGGCCAAUAUCGAUGACGAGGAUGUGGGAUCCGAGCUAGUUGGCAAGCUUGAAAAGUCUGAGCUGUUGAAGAUUCUAAACAAAUUCGCACAACGUCGUGAAAUCAAAGCCCUGUGUAGUGAAAAUGGGUUGGAUUCCUACCUACAGCAACAGGCCUUUGGCUCUUUUCGUCGUUUCUGCAUUGAGGCUGAAAAUCUGCCGGCUGAUGUGCAUAUUAUUUUCAGCGACAUAAUGCAUGGUGCCGGCCACAUAGACGACAUAUUUCCCUACUUCUUGCGUCAUGCCAAGACUGUUUUUCCUCAUCUAGACUGUAUGGACGAUUUGAAAAAGAUAUCAGAUUUGCGUCAGCCGGCCAAUUGGUAUAGCAAUGCCCGUGCCAUUACACGUAAGAUCGUCUUCCAUGCUGGACCCACAAACUCUGGCAAGACAUAUCAUGCCAUGGAGAGAUAUUUGGGUGCCAAAACGGGUGUCUAUUGUGGACCACUUAAGCUGCUCGCCACGGAGGUAUAUAACAAGGCCAAUGAGCGUGGCACACCCUGUGAUCUUGUCACUGGUGAAGAACGUAAAUUUGGCAUCAGCGAGAACUCACCAGCAAACCAUGUGGCAUGCACCGUUGAAAUGACCUCCGUGAAUACACCUUAUGAGGUGGCGGUUAUCGAUGAGAUACAACAGAUACGUGACCCACAGCGUGGCUGGGCUUGGACACGAGCAUUUCUAGGACUGAUUGCUGAUGAGGUACAUGUCUGUGGUGAGGCGGGCGCUCUGGAGUUGCUAGAAAAAAUUUGCGAAACUACAGGUGAAACGGUAGAGGUGCGUCGCUAUGAUCGCCUCACGGAGCUAACUGUGGAAAGAUCAGCGCUAGGUUCUUUGGACAAUGUUAUGCCUGGAGAUUGUAUUGUUUGCUUCAGUAAACAUGAUAUCUAUACGGUUUCGAGAGAAAUUGAAGCGCGAGGCAAAGAAGUCGCUGUUAUCUAUGGUGGAUUGCCACCGGGCACGAAACUUGCUCAGGCUGCUAAGUUUAAUGAUCCAGAGAAUAGUUGUAAAGUAAUGGUGGCCACUGAUGCUAUUGGCAUGGGCUUAAAUCUGAGCAUUCGUCGCAUUAUAUUCUACUCUUUGGUCAAACCGACAAUGAAUGAGCGAGGCGAACGUGAAAUCGACACAAUUUCUGUGUCUUCAGCUCUCCAAAUAGCCGGACGUGCUGGUCGCUAUCGGACUCAAUGGGAGCACGGCUAUGUAACAGCCUUUAAGGCUGAAGAUCUGCAAACCCUUCAACGUAUACUUAAUCAAACGCCGGAGCCUUUAAAGCAGGCAGGCCUUCAUCCCACCGCUGAUCAAAUAGAGCUUUACGCUUACCACCUGCCGAACUCAACGCUAAGCAAUUUAAUGGAUAUUUUUGUGAAUCUCUGCACUGUAGAUGAUUCCUUAUAUUUUAUGUGCAAUAUUGAGGACUUCAAAUUUCUUGCCGAGAUGAUACAGCAUGUUCCUCUGCCAUUGCGCGCACGCUAUGUAUUCUGUUGUGCGCCCAUCAACCGUAAGAUGCCUUUUGUGUGUUCAAUGUUUCUGAAGAUAGCUCGGCAAUAUAGCCGCAACGAACCGAUUACAUUUGAUUUUAUCAAAAGAAACUGUGGCUGGCCCUUUAAGCUGCCCAAGACUAUACUGGAUCUGGUCCAUCUGGAAUCCGUGUUCGAUGUUAUGGACUUAUAUCUGUGGCUAAGCUAUCGAUUUGUGGAUCUGUUUCCCGAGGCGGCAAACGUGCGCGAAGCUCAGAAAGAACUGGAUGAGAUCAUACAGCAGGGGGUCUUUCAAAUAACUCGGCUGUUGAAAAACACAGAGGCAGGACAGGAUGGCGAAAUACCAAACUACACUAUGCGUCGUGUUACACAAAUCAAGGAGCCGCGCUUGCCGAGCUCAUCCCGUGGGCGCCUAACGGAAAGACUGUUAGCUCAGGGACUACUAACACCUGGCAUGCUGAGCGAACUGCGUAAGGAGUGGGAUGCACAGCACCAUUCACAGCCACAAGCAGCGUCAAGCGUUAAAGACUCUCAGGAGUGUUACACAGACAGCGACGAUGAUGAUAAUUGUACAGCAAACUCUAAAAAGACGCGGCGAAAACGCAGAAAGUAGUAGAUGGACAUUGUUAAAGUAAUAUGGAGCCAUAAGCCCCAAGUAGCUGUUGUUAUGUUAUCAUUUUAUUUUAAGUCACAAUUAUGUAAUAUUAAAAUUAUUUUUUAAUAAUCAACAAUGACAAUUUAAUUGCUUCAAAUUGAAAAAUAGAAAUUUGUAAUCUAUUCCAGGAAAAUCCAAUCACUUCAUUCAUUGUUUUAUGGAGGGAGUUUCUACAAAGAGGCUGAAGUACUUUACAAAUAAACAUCAAUUUAUUUGCAUGACUUUCCACUGAUGUAUCAUAAUAAUUGUUUAAAGUUAGAUGCACACAUAGAAGCUUGUAUAAUAAAUAUGUUUUUAUAAAAAUGACUUGACAAGAUUUAAAUAUUCUUUAUGUGUACCAACUUCAUUGGUUCUUCCUCAACUGUACUUAGCCCUCCAAACUUAUCUAUGUAUUAUUUCGAUUAACUUUUAAUAUCGCAAAGUUCAGUAACAACGAGCACAUAUUCAUAUUGAAUUUGUGAUUAUAAAAUAUUGGACAUCGAAAACAUAGAGAUUUUUAAAAAGAUACAAAUAUAUGUAAUAAAAUAUUUAAACUAUCUUUUAAGGUUUUUAGGUUCUUGCAUAUGAGCAUUUGUUGUACAUAGUUUAAUACUUGCUUUGACAAUUAAAAAAUCAAUUUAGUACCGACAUUUAUUAAAGCUUUCAAUUUUCUAUCUGUAAUUACAUGGUUCGAGCCCGACCCAUGUAAUCAAGGUAAAUGCCUUCCGAGCAGCCCGAUAGUAAAUAUGCCUCACUUAACUCUUUGGUUAUUAGUACAUAGAAUUAGUUCUUUGCUAUUUUCAACAUUUAAUGUUGUUUUUAUAAAU
Messenger RNA from Drosophila novamexicana, 3267 nucleotides. RefSeq names its product ATP-dependent RNA helicase SUV3 homolog, mitochondrial (gene Suv3). Gene Ontology annotation, biological process: mitochondrial RNA 3'-end processing; RNA catabolic process. The transcript has 7 exons. The coding region runs from base 116 to 2419 and encodes 767 amino acids. Gene Ontology annotation, molecular function: RNA helicase activity; hydrolase activity, acting on acid anhydrides; ATP binding. Gene Ontology annotation, cellular component: mitochondrial degradosome. The record is from RefSeq and is a predicted model, not a curated record. NCBI's taxonomy places the organism in Eukaryota, Metazoa, Arthropoda, Insecta, Diptera, Drosophilidae.